This is a messenger RNA of Oncorhynchus tshawytscha (Chinook salmon), 2124 nucleotides long. RefSeq names its product geranylgeranyl diphosphate synthase 1 (gene ggps1). Gene Ontology annotation, molecular function: prenyltransferase activity. Gene Ontology annotation, biological process: isoprenoid biosynthetic process. The record is from RefSeq and is a predicted model, not a curated record. Bases 534 to 1463 code for a protein of 309 amino acids. The transcript is spliced from 6 exons. NCBI's taxonomy places the organism in Eukaryota, Metazoa, Chordata, Actinopteri, Salmoniformes, Salmonidae.
AUUUACACGUUCCCAUAGACUGGAGAGAGACGAGACAAUAAACUAUGUAAAAACUACAACAGCCAGUUCCCAACGGGAUAGAGGCGUCCUGGAAAAUGGUUUGUUUGAGUGCCCCACCUACUCCUGCGCUUGCUCUGUGAAGGAGCCAUGGCGUAUAUAGCUGGCAGUGGGAGCAGAUGAACAUUAUUUUUUUCUCGACCAAAUCAUCUUGGUUCCUCGUCUUAUUGCUGUGGCUCAGUGUAUCACCAUCAUGGUGUGGUUUGGAGAACUAUGACCAAUAUUUGAUUGUAUAGUUACUUGGCGUCUAAUCGUAAGUUCAAACUGAUCAAUUAUGAACGUAAUAUUUUGGGGGGGGAUGUUUUAAAUAAAUUAUCUGGAGAGAAAAAAAGCUUGUUGACCUAGGCGCUAUUGUUAGCAUAUUGGCUAGCUAAGAAAAGGGUCUGAAAGCGGAAGUGGGGACGUUUCCGGUUACCGGCUGACAAGUUCUCUGUCUCUACUCCUGCAGGUUCAUUGAUUGGUGGAAACUGUAAGUGAUGGAUGGAGACAUGGAUCCAACAGGGCCCGAGAGGAUUCUGCUGGAACCCUAUAAGUACCUGCUACAGCUGCCAGGAAAACAAGUACGGACUAAACUCUCUCAGGCGUUUAACCACUGGCUCAAUGUUCCCGAGGACAAACUUCAGGUGAUCAUACAAGUGACAGAGAUGCUGCACAACGCCAGUCUCCUGAUCGAUGACAUUGAGGACAGUUCUACACUGAGGAGAGGUUUCCCUGUCGCCCACAGCAUCUAUGGAGUCCCCUCUGUUAUCAACUCUGCCAACUACGUCUACUUCCUGGGACUGGAGAAGGUGCUAACCCUGGAUCACCCCGAGGCAGUGCAUGUGUUCACCAGACAGCUGUUGGAGCUGCAUCGCGGCCAGGGCCUAGACAUCCACUGGAGGGACACCUACACCUGUCCCACAGAGAGCCAGUACCGUACCAUGGUCCUCCAGAAGACGGGGGGUCUGUUUGGCCUGGCCGUGGGGCUCAUGCAGCUGUUCUCUGGCUGGAAACGAGACCUUAAGCCUCUCCUGGAUACGUUAGGACUCUUCUUCCAGAUCAGAGACGACUACGCCAACCUGAACUCAACAGAGUACAGUGAGAACAAGUCCUUCUGUGAGGAUCUGACCGAGGGUAAGUUCUCCUUCCCCACCAUCCAUGCCAUCUGGUCCCGUCCAGAGAGCACUCAGGUUCAGAACAUCCUGAGACAGAGGACGGAGAACGUGGACAUUAAGAGGUACUGUGUGGACUACCUGGAGAAGGCGGGCUCCUUCGCCUACACCAGAGAGACCCUGAGAGGGCUGGAGGUCGAGGCAUACCGCCUUAUCACUGAUCUGGGGGGAAACCCUGAGCUGGAGGGGUUAGUGAAACACCUCAGUAAGAUGUUUAGGGAGCCUGAGACAAAAUCUGGCCCUGAAGAGGACUGACCACAUCUACCAGACAUGAGUCAGAGCCGCAGUUCAGCCACACAGAACACUGACAUCAUGCUCACCACACUGUCGCACGGCUGGAUUAUACAGAGUCCCCCUGAGCGUGACAACUAUACCAAAACCAAGAACUCACAGCUUCACAAACGUUGUCUUUCUAGUCGUACUCUAGACAAAUGUCAAACACAACACAUAUAUAUGAUAAUACAUAGAGAGAAAAGGAGAUAUGUUCAUCACAUAGACUUGUCAGAAGAACGCUGUCUCUACAAAAUCUUUAAAAAUUGUAAGUGUUACUUGCAGUUUAAAGUUUCGAUUUUUUUUAAACAUUUUUUUUAUUUCAAUACUAAAUGGAAAUGAGUUUCCCGGCUUUAGUGAAUGCCAAGUGUCAAUGAGGUGUAGAAGAAAAUAUGAGGUCAGCUUUCUGAGGAAGGUACUACCAGAGUGGUGUUCGGUGCGUGUUAGAUGAAUGAAUGGUCUAUCAAUGUGUUUGGUUCUUGUCUGCUAGCUUCACCUAAAGUUGAAGUGUGUUUCUGGUUCAACACUUAGUGUCUCCAGAUUCAUAGCAUGUUCUCCACGUUAUUACAUUUGUUUACGUUGAUACUGUACAUGGCUUAUAUGUAACAAACGUGCAUUUAUUGAAUAAAACCUUUUUUUUGACAAA